AUGGAGUCUAUUGCAGUGAUCGCUUCUGAGCCGGCUGGCAAAGAUGCAUUGGCCUCAAUCACCAAAGCUGAGGCCGUUGCGGAGAUGGCCCCAACUUCCAAUGAAAAGGACAUUGGGGAAAUCACCAUUAGUGAAGGCAAAACAGCCUACUCCAAACUCUCUGUAACCCUCAUGGUCGUCUUCUCCGGUCUCGCCAUCGGCUCCGAUGGCUUCAACGCAUCGAUAAUCGGCAACUUGUCUCUCAUCUUCGGCAUCUUGUAUCCGGACCUCUCGACAACUAUGUAUUCUCGCCUUUCAAAUGCCUUCAUCAUUGGCAUGAUUGUGGGCAUGUUAGGAUUUGGGUAUAUUUCUGAUAGGUUGGGGAGGAAGAGUGGUGCAGUGUUGACGACGCUCAUUCUUGUCGUGGGCAUUGCGUUGAGUGCUGCGAGUAGUGGGAAGGAUGAGUUGGGCAUGUUUUGGAUGUUGGUGAUUAGUAGAGGUAUUGCGGGGGUUGGUGCUGGAGGAGAAUAUCCCGUCUCUGGAGCCGGCGCAGCCGAAGCUACAGAUGAAGAUUCAGGAGUCCGUAAGAAUCGUGGCUUCAUCUUCGCUCUGAUCGGGGAUCUCUCUGCGACUUUUGGAUUCGUUUUUGGCGGCCUCGUCCCUCUCCUUCUUAUUCUUUGUUCCCACGAAAAUGAGAACCAUUACAAUGUCGUCUGGCGACUGUCCCUGGCUCUUGGGCUGAUCCCUCCUAUUUCCAUUUUCUGGUUCAGGUACAAAAUGGCAGUCAGUACAGCCUAUCGAAAAAGCGCCGCAAAGAAACAGCGGAUUCCUUACUGGCCAAUCUUCAGGAGGUACUGGCGGCCACUAUUAGGUUGCUCAUUGGGAUGGUUCCUAUACAACUAUAUCUCUUACCCAUUUGGCCUUUUCGCAUCCACCAUUCUCACUCGCCUCAACGUCGGCUCAUCCCUCACCAAGAACAUGGGCUGGGGCACAGUCAUAAAUUGCUUCUACAUCCCGGGCGCCUUCAUUGGUGGUCUUCUUUCCGAUCGAAUUGGACGCCGAAGAACAAUGGCACUCGGGUUCUUUCUACAAGCAAUCCUAGGAUUCAUCCUCGGCGGCGCCCUAGGCUCAAUCCAGAGCAUCCUCCCCCUCUUCAUUAUCUUCUACGGUAUCUUCCUCACCCUCGGCGAAGUCGGCCCCGGCGCAACGAUCGUUCUCACGUCGUCCGAAUCCUUCCCGACCUCUAUCCGCGGCCAAUGUCUCGGUCUUAUCGCUGCCUUUGGAAAAGCAGGGGCGGCGAUAGGGACCGCUGUGUUUGCUCCAAUUCUAGCGAGUUUUGGGGAUGUAGAUGGGGGGUAUAAAGGGAAUCAAGCGGUUUUUUUGAUUGGGAGCGGAUUUGCAGCGGCGGGGGCGAUGACGAGUUGGUUUAUUAUUCCGGAUAUCAGUAAUAGGUUAGAGAGCGAAGAUGAGGCGUGGAAGGAGUAUUUGAGAGAGAAGGGGUAUGAGAUUCAGUGGGGUGAUGUGGAGAGUGAGGACCCGGAGGGGUUGAGGUUGGAUGGUGUGAAGAGCUAG
Messenger RNA from Hyaloscypha bicolor E, 1551 nucleotides. RefSeq names its product MFS general substrate transporter. Bases 1 to 1551 code for a protein of 516 amino acids. The transcript has 3 exons. Gene Ontology annotation, cellular component: plasma membrane. Gene Ontology annotation, molecular function: carboxylic acid transmembrane transporter activity. The record is from RefSeq and is a predicted model, not a curated record. Gene Ontology annotation, biological process: carboxylic acid transport; transmembrane transport. NCBI's taxonomy places the organism in Eukaryota, Fungi, Ascomycota, Leotiomycetes, Helotiales, Hyaloscyphaceae.